This is a messenger RNA of Histoplasma capsulatum G186AR, 1520 nucleotides long. RefSeq lists its product as uncharacterized. The record is from RefSeq and is a predicted model, not a curated record. Lineage: Eukaryota; Fungi; Ascomycota; Eurotiomycetes; Onygenales; Ajellomycetaceae. The transcript is spliced from 2 exons. Bases 315 to 1418 code for a protein of 367 amino acids.
AAUAAACCAGACGCUAACUGGACACCAGCUAAUAAUUCAUCCUUUAUUCUGCGCCUGUAUUUAGCUUCUGGAUUGGUCUCCGUUGUAUGAUACUUCUUUUGCUGUUAUAAUGAUAAAUACUCAUGGAACUUUGUCUAUGCUAUACUGCCUUCUUCGUCCAUAAUAAAUCCCACAAUAUCUGGACAUUGCGGUGACUCUGCACUUGCUGUAAAGUUAGAACUAGAGACCAAUUGCGGGUUCUGACAAGGAGAUUAAGAAUAUCCGAAGAACUACCAACAACAGGUCAAAGAAAACGAGAAGGGGAAAACAAAAAUAUGGCAAAGCCCACCAAAGAUGCCUCAAAUAAUAAACUGUCAGCAUAUACUACGAAGCCCCCAGAUUCGUCUUCCAAAAAAGGCAGACUCUCAACAGCGCCAGCCCCCUUCACCAAAGUACCACAAUCGCUCAACCCAUUCCUAGCAUCCCUCUCACCAAAACAUGUCUACCUCAUCCACCUAGACACACUCCCAGAAAAGCACAAACGCCAGAUUUUCGCCCUACCCCUCUUCCUAAACAUAGUCAUCUCAGCCUUGAUCCUCCUAAGAGUCUACACAGGCUACUCGACCUACAUCGACAUUCUCGCCUUGGCGUUCGGGCAAGAAAGCCCCGCGCAAGUCGACACAGCAAAUGCAAGCUGGUCGUAUCUACUCACCACCCUCCUCCGCAGGACCCUAACCUUUCUCUUUGAUUACCUUCUCCUCGCCAUCCUCCUCCCCUGGCCCGUCCGCUUUGCUCUUGGACCCGCUCGCUGGCGCCGCAAGCUCGGCUUCCAAGCCCGCGAAGUCAUCGUGCGAAAAAGCAGGGCGUCGUGGAGCGAUGGGCUAAAGCCUCCAACGUGGAUCCGGGAGGAUAACGAGACGAUAAUGACCAAGGUCAUCCCAGCUGUCACGCCGCAGCGGCUGCUGAAAACCGGGUAUCUGCUCAUUGAUGCGGAUUGGGAUCUGGAUUUUGCGGCAAUGGUCAAGGCGCAUGAGCUUGUUGUGGAGGGGUUGCUGAAGUUUGAUGAUUUUAGGACUUCAGUGCUUGUGCAUGGGGGUGGGGAGGAAGGGGCUGAUGGGCUAUGGUGGCUGAUAUGGAAGGUUGGGGCGGAGGAUGGUGGUGCUGGCAGAGGCGCGCGGGCAGCAGAUGGAGGAACGCUGUCAAAUCCCCAGCGAGACAAAAUUAUCAUGUUCCAGGAGAAGCUGGCGUCGAUGGGGAAGGAGGAUUUGUUUUUCCGUUGGGUGGAGUUGAUUCAGUAUGAGAGUACCCAGCCCGGUGGAUUUACGCAUGAACGACAGAAAAAGACGAUGCAGGAGACGCAGCAGCUGUUUGAAGACCAAGGGGUUGAUUUUGAGAAAUUCUGGGCUGACGUUGGAGGGAUGGAGGGAAUAGACAUGUAAAUAUGGAGCUAUGAAGGAUGUAGGAUACCACUUUUUUCUUGACAAUUUUUUUAACAGUACAGAAUUUCAUUGGUGACCGUCCUAAGGAACCUGCUUGCGCUC